GGCUAGCAGUGUGCUGGAAAGAGGCAUUUCCUGGAGAGAGAGCGACUGAUUCAGACUAGCUCACUGCCUUUGCCUUUGCUCAGCAUGGAAGCAGUCCACCAUCAGCUGCUCACACUUACUGGGGUUCUGAUCUGUUUCUAUAUUCUGGUAAAAUGGAUCAGAUUUGUGAAAUAUAUUUAUGCACAUUUCUGGAGCGCUUUGCCUAAGACUUUCUUUCGAUCACUGGGAGAAUGGGCAGUGGUCACAGGAGCAGGAGAUGGUCUUGGAAAAGCAUAUUCCUUUGAGCUGGCAAAACGUGGAUUAAAUGUAGUCAUGAUAAGCAGAACUCUUGAAAAACUGCAAAGAGUAGCUUCUGAAGUUGAGCAGACCACAGGUCAAAAGGUAAAGGUUAUACAAGCUGAUUUCACCAAAAAUUCAAUAUAUGAGAACAUCAAAAAGAGUCUGCAAGGCUUGGAUAUUGGUGUUCUGGUUAACAAUGUUGGAAUGUUGCAUAAUCCUCUUCCAUGCCGUUUCCUUAAUGGACCAGACACAGAUGAGAAUCUCAUCAACUGCAAUGUUAUUUCUGUUACAAAGAUGACAAGAAUUGUUUUGAAACAAAUGGUUCCAAGGAAAAAAGGUCUUAUUCUGAAUCUGUCCUCUGGUCUGAGUACUUUCCCUUGUCCAUUAUACACCAUGUACUCAGCUUCUAAGGUUUUUAUAAGUACUUUCUCCAAAGCACUGCAAGCAGAAUAUAAGGCAAAGGGAAUUAUCAUACAGGGCGUGGCUCCUUUUGGUGUUUCUACUCCAAUGACAAUGUACCAAAAACCCAGCCUUAUUACAAAGACAGCAGAAGAGUUUGUUAGUGAAUCACUGGAUUAUGUCACCCUGGGAGAUGAGAUUUUCGGAUGUUUAGCCCAUGAAAUGCUGGCAUGUGUCCUGCAGUUUGUCCCUCUAUGGGUGUUUCACAGCAACAUACUUCAGGAAGCAGUCCUGUAUGCAUUUACCCAUUAUCUGAAGAAGAGGUGGAGGAACCCCUAACAUGGUAAUUUUUUUCAGAAGAUGUAAAGCAGCAAACCCCAGCAGGACGGUUUGUCUGUCUGUGUGUGAAUGCAGAAGGGAUCAAAUCAGUUUGAGGCAUAGCUCCAUCAGAAUCACCUAUCAAGUCAUAAGUGCUUUGAUCCAAUGAAUUUAUUAAACAAAUUAAUUCCUGUCCCUUUCCAAAGAGUAUAACAUUUUCUUGAGCUGUUCUAGUGACUUCUGUGGGCCUUAGAAUAGUUCUAAGAAAUUUAUGUUACUAUUUUAAUGGAGGCCAAAAUACACUUGUUUGAUGUUCAUGAAUAAAACAAUAAC
This is a messenger RNA of Calypte anna (Anna's hummingbird), 1329 nucleotides long. RefSeq names its product hydroxysteroid 17-beta dehydrogenase 3 (gene HSD17B3). Gene Ontology annotation, molecular function: oxidoreductase activity. Bases 85 to 1017 code for a protein of 310 amino acids. Lineage: Eukaryota; Metazoa; Chordata; Aves; Apodiformes; Trochilidae. Gene Ontology annotation, cellular component: endoplasmic reticulum. The record is from RefSeq and is a predicted model, not a curated record. The transcript is spliced from 11 exons.